This is a messenger RNA of Mercenaria mercenaria, 5040 nucleotides long. RefSeq lists its product as uncharacterized. Gene Ontology annotation, molecular function: protein binding. The record is from RefSeq and is a predicted model, not a curated record. The transcript is spliced from 15 exons. NCBI's taxonomy places the organism in Eukaryota, Metazoa, Mollusca, Bivalvia, Venerida, Veneridae. Bases 641 to 2656 code for a protein of 671 amino acids.
UGGGCGUAUAAAAACUAACGACCGUAUUUAUUUCGGAGCUAUGACCCUUUGAAUGACUCUUCUUAAUUACAAUUUUAAUGGGACUUGAAUGAUAAUUCAACAAAAACUAUUGUAUUAAGCUUAGUUUUUCAUAUUGCCAGCAUGUUCCUGGUAAGUGUUUUUAUGGAGUUAUCGCCCAUUGGUCAUUUUGUUUAAAUAGUACAAUAGGACACGCGUUUCAUCUAAAAACUAUUUAAUAUUUUAAAUAUGUUUUGACUUUACGAAUGAGAAAACGUUUAAACUUGGUACCAAGUAGUAAAUUAUUCAUUUAUUAUUUUCUCUUCCUGUCCUAGAGCGUGGUUUUUUAUUGGUUCAUUACCAUAAUUAAAAAAAAAUGUUUUGAAAAAAAAUCAGCAAAAAAAGUAGAACUUAUCUGCUUUCAGAUAUUGGCAAUCAUUUAAAAUCAAUACGCUAUUCAUACUGUUAUGUAAAUGAGUAUAUGAGAUGCAUACAUGCAAUCAAAACGAAAAAAUCUCCUUAUCAAUAUACCGACUACUUCCCUAAUCGUUUUAAUUGUAGUUGACGUUUAACAAAAUUAUAAAGAAGCUUUUCUGCAUUUGUUAUAUAAUAGCAGAGUGAAAGAAGGACGAAGGGAAAUAACAUGGCUAGACAGGAAAGAGGACUAAUACUUCUGAACAAGAUUGAAAAUGGAGACAAAGAUGGCGUUAAACAAAUACUGAAUAAUGACACGGAUCUCACAGUUGAUAGGAAAGGAGACACACCAAUUCACCUCGCAGCAAGGAAGGGCAAUCUGGAUAUUCUUGAAUUGUUGAUCCAGAAUGGAUGUAAUGUCAAUCAGAAAAAUCAGAAUGGUUUUGCUGCUCUGCAUUAUGCUGCCAGAGAGGGGAGAAUGGAUAUUGUAUGCUUCUUGCUGAAAUAUGGCGCGGAGCCGAACAUCAAAAAUGAGGACGGUGAUGGUCCUAUACAUGAGCUUGUAAAAUUUCAACCAAUGGAUGUCAUUGAAGAGAUGGUCUCACUUGGGAUGGACGUGAAUCUGCAGAACAAGAUUGGUAGUACACCAUUGCAUGUUGCCGUUGCGAAUAACCAUCAAGAAGCUGUGGAGACACUUCUAACAUGCGGCGCUAGAAGUAACCUGAAAGACAAGUAUGGUCGGACUGCAGAAGAAAGCUGUAAAAAUUCUCAAAUGUUAAAUAUGAUGCGGAUGCACACACUCACAAUGGAAGCUAUGAAAAAAGGAAUUAUCCAGGCACAGGGAAUAUCAAUAACAAGGAAGAAGGCCAAGGAAAGAAUAACACUCAAACGUGUUGGCGUUGUCAUAGAAACAAUAUCCUUGACGACUGACGUCACGGCAUCAUUCUACUGCAGACGGGAAAAGUCUGAAAACAGUUCUUAUUCAUUUUGCACAGAGGAUGGAGAUGAAAUGUUAAGCGAUGUAUUUUUCAUUAAGAUCACAGGUGUCCCAAGAGUAUGUGAGGUCACACUGACGUUACCAAUAUAUGGAUUGCCAUCGGCACAGGAGGAACUUUUUGUAAGAUUUAAAUCGGGAGCAAGACUUACUGUAACGCAGGCACAAACUACAAUAGAGGGGAGAACGUGUACAUUUAAAAUAAAUCUGACACCGGAGAGUUUUUCUGUCUGUGCAUUGUUUACAUGCACAAAGACGGAAGUGAAACAAGUUGAUCAUGAGGGAGGAGUGAUAACUGCUGACGCUGACAAAGAGAUGCUGCUGGAAAUUCCACCUAAUACCUUCAGUCAAGAAGCAAACAUUUCAAUAAAAGUAUUUCCGACAGAAAGUGAAGCCAGACAAAGAGACGAUGUCGUGCUCACGGAUAUUUACACAAUUAACACAGAUAUAGAAAGUAGUGGCAAGAAUAGCAUGACGCUAACUGUCCCUUUGCAUCACUCAGUUGACAAGACAGAAGAUAUCAUAGCUGUAACCGCGGACGAAAUAUCAGAUGACACUGACGAAAAUUGUCUUUCAGUCAUUGAUUCAAAGCCAGUAUUAAAACAAUUGUCUCUUGUAUAUGAAAUUCCACAUUUCAGCAUACAUGUAGCAGUCUCUAGAAGCCAGUUUGAGACAAACAAGAAAAACAUAUUCGACAGAUUGGUCAGUGCUACAGAACGGCAGCGUACUGCAGUGUUCUUUGUUGUUGUGAGACACGAGAAUAACGGGACGAGUCCUAUUAUUGUAGUAGAGUGCUGUAUAGCAACGAACGCCACGAAGAGAAUCAAGAAAUGGAUAUCGAAAGGUUACAUUACUCAGGAUCCAGAACAGUCCGGAAGUUUUCUUCUAAAGCCGUAUCAAGAAUUCACAGUAUCAUUUCAAGGUGCGAAGUGUACCGACAGUAACGAGGAGAGAAAACUUGCGUUCCUUCCUCGGCGGCCAAGCUUCCAGCCUUACAGAAUCUCCGCUGAGGUUAACACAGAGUGCUGUAUAGAUGGCAGUGUGUUUAUCAAAAAGGCAUCAAAAGAUGACGGGAAAUCAUCAAACAGUGAAACAGUAACAUCUUUACAUUUUCACAUCAAAUUAAAGGAGGAUGACACGAACACAGAAACAAAAAAGGAAAAAGAAAAAAUAUGUGAGGCAGCUUCCAAAACCUAUACAGAAGAAAAGAAAAAUCAGCCUUGGUUAAUGCCAGAUUAUUUAAAUGAAUAAAGAAAUAUAUCUGUGACGAAUCAAUGUGCUUUGAGACAAACAUAUUUUGACAAUUCUGAAUCCAUUGACACCGUGAGAUAAUCAUCCAGUUGUCUUAUGGUUCGAUUAUCCUUUCCGUUUAUUUAAAUAUGAAAUUCACUUUGUUUAUUGUUUUAGUUGUUUACAUACUAUAUAUGAGAAAUGAUUAAGAGGUCAGUAUACGACUGUGUGCCUUAUGGUCAUAUUGACAAAUCUUGUUCAGUAAUUAGGGUAUUUUUCAAACUCAGUGUGCCAUUGUAGCCAGAAGGCACAACAAGCUGUUAUUGAUCAUUUCAUUAUAUACGUCGACGUCAGAAGACUAUGGCGUUCCUCUAAGGACCGGAGGUAUGCUUAUGAAAUGUUACUGUACAUGUGCCAGUAUCAUUUGUGCAAGUCAUUGUGUUAUUUUUUCGCAUAUUUUUGUUCCUGUUUGUAGUAAGGUACGUCCUAAGAUUUCGUUGAUGUCAAAUGCUAACUGAUCUAUAUGAUUAUAUUGAUCAGAAUACUUGCAUUUUUGUGAAAUUUAUGUCGUUAUUUAAAGUUGAUCAAUACAACUCAAAAAUAGGUCACUGGUACUAAUUUUAAGGUCCGUAAGUCUCUUGUUAUGGUCGUGGUGAUCUUGAGCUGCAAAUCUGUUUCUGGUUGAGACAAUGUUCUUAUGGUAAUUCCGUCUGAUAGAAUUUCUUAAAUCAUUUAAAGAAAUGAAAUAUUGCACAAUAAGAAAGUUAUUAACAUUUCAAUAUUUGAUCAAAAUGGCAGCCAUUUGUUUCAAUGGCAACAAAACAAAAAUUACAGAUUUAUUAAAUUUCUAGAUACACAUUUGAACUGUAUUUACUUAUUUCUGUAAAGUGAUUUCUCUACCUUUUCCAGCUAUUAUGAAAGAAAUUAACAUGUUUUACAUCUUACAAUCGAGAAACGUAUGAAAUAAGUCUAUUAAAAAGGUUACUGCGUUGCUAACAAAUAAUUCAGCUAUGUGUGUAAAUGACGUCAUACGUAAACACUAAAAUGGCUUCCUUCAUCAAAUCCAGCUUCGGGGGCACGGACAACAUAAAAAUUAGGUGUAAAAAUUAGGUUAUUAUGUCAAAUUUUUGAAAAGCCUUGUCCACACUCGAGAUAUUACAUUUUCUAUCUGAUCAACAUGAAACGCAGAAAGUUUGCCUUUUGGUAGACAAGCAGUAUGGGGCAUUAAUAGCCCGCUUAUUAAUAGUUUGUUAUGAAUCACAUAAUGCUUAUCUGCCGCCAUCAUUAUUUUCAACCUUGUAAGAGAUAACUGAAUACAUUACAGUGAACAUAAAAUAGCUCAUAUACUGAAAGGGGCCUGUGACGAAGAAUAAUUUAUCACGUAGAAUUCUUUCGCCUGAGGUUGACCCUUUGUUUUUCUACAUAAAUAUUUGAAAGUUUCCAUGUUAGCGACUGCCAUUCAAACGAAAGUUUCUUUUUUUGACCUUAAUUAUUUGGAUAUGACUUGCAGUCAAACAACAAACCGAAAAAAUCAACGUGACCUUAAUUGUGUGGGCAUGACCGUCUAUUCAUUUUAUACUUUCUUCCUUUUUACCUAAAUUGUGUCGGUAUGAAGUGAAACAUAAUGCAAAGUAUACAUAUCACCUAAAUUGUGUCGGUAUGUCUUGCUAUCCAACAGAAAGUUUUCAUUUGACCUAAACUUCAUGGAUAUAUAUCAUGUUGUUAUAUUUUCUGGUCCUUUCAGUUACGGAGUGCAUUCAUUUUUACAAUAAUGGAGUUCCGCUUCGGCCGUUGCUAGGGGCCGUGCGUGGGAGGGGGUUGCACAUUUCAUUACCUCUCAUGAACGGACUCAGUCAGGCCGGCUAUGCUUCCAUGGGAUCUUUCCACGGAUAAUAUUGAAUACUUUACUGUAUGGAGCACCGCGUAAGCCGGUGCUACGGGGUGUGAGGGGUGUUGCACAUUUCAGUCCUUCUUGUGAACAGACUCAGUCAAACCAGAGUGUGCCAUUAUUUUGCUGUUUCCAAAUGAUCGUCCUACAGACUUUAUUUGCCAUUCAACAAAAACUGUCUGUGUAACAUAAAUUGUAUCAGUUUAACAUGCAACAAAAUAAAAGACUUGAAAUAAAAUACAUGCAUGAAGAAAUCCAAAUCAGCACACAGGACAGUCACAGAAAACAGUUAUCCCAGACCUGGCACCGCACCGUAGUCGACAUUUAGUCUGGACUUCAAAUCAUUGGAUGCGUUGAUGGCAUACAUGAUUACAUGGAGUACUCUUUACCGCAGUUGACUAGAGCUGCAAAUAUAAGAUUUAUCUUUGUAAUGAUAUUUUAUUUUAUUAUAAUUAUACCUGUAUAAAUUCUGUCAAAAAUACGGCUUGUAUUUUACAAGUAUAUACGAAUAAACAGA